GCAGCUUUGGGGUGCUGGUAACUUCAAAUGCCCAGCCAGCCAACAGGUGGAACCAAGAACGUACAGGCAAUCUCUGGAUGAGCCAAGGAUCUGUUUCCACAGCACCUGCCUUCUGCUCUACAGCUAAGCGUGCGGCCAUGAUCAGCCCCAGAAGCAGCUCAGAAACACUUUUCCCCUUGAGGCUGCAAGUUUCCUUCCACGUCUCUGCUACCUGUUUCUGCAUAGAACAGACCAAUGGCUGCUGUGCCAGACUAUUAUAAGCUUUUAGAGAUUCCUCGGGAUGCCUCUGACACCGAUAUUAAAAAAGCGUACAGGAAAAAAGCCCUGCAGUGGCACCCAGAUAAAAACCCAGAGAGGAAGAAAUACGCUGAACAGAAGUUCAAAGAAGUUACAGAAGCUUAUGAAGUGCUGUCAGAUAAGACCAAGAGGGAACGUUAUGAUUGCUACGGGGAUGGACUUGCAACAGUUCCUGAAGAAGAAUUGAGAUUCACUUUCCGCAGCCCUUGGGAUGUUUUCCGAGAGAUGUUUGGGACCUCGGACUCCUAUUCCGCCAACAAAGAAGAAGAUAUUCCAUGGUACUUAAAAGGCCCUUUAUUUUCCAUCUCCAUUUCAGAAGAUUCAGGUGUUUCGAUAACGUUUGGCCCCAAAAGAUCUUUAUGUUUCUUCACUCUUGAUCCUAAAGUCUUCAGUUUUAAAAACAUCAUCACCAGGAAAAGGUCCCCAGAGAAAGAUUCUGAACAAGUAGAAGGAAAGGAGGAGAGAGAACUAAAAUCUGUUGAAGUUCCUGAUGAGGAAGAAAGCAACAAGGUAAAAGCGGUGGACAACAAAAUACAGGCAGAGCCUGAGUCUAUAUCAGAAUGCAAGGAGGAUUAUGGAUAUGGGUUGGAGACUAAGUCUGAGUCUGCUGAUGAAGAAGAUGAGUCCCUGGAUGAAUAUGAGUCCUAUGAUAGAUGGAACAGCCCUUGCAGGGGAUCUGAAACUGGGAAGGAGGAGGAGGAAGAGGAGGAGCCUUAUGAAUAUCCUUCCUCUUCCCUAUAUGACUCGCAGUAUGAAUCCAGCCCCUACACUGUUUAUGGCAUGACUUCUAGAAGUACAUCUCCCCAGUAUUAUGUAAAGAAAUGUGGGACACGUUAUACAUAUAUCGCCUCUCCUAUAUAUGAACCUCAAAGAACAUAUGGACUGUACGAUUCACAAUAUGGCUACGAAUGGUCCCCUGUUGAUGAGUCACAAUAUGAAUAUGAAGUCUCUCCUCCACCUGAGUCACAAUAUAUAUAUGAAGCUUCCUUGGGGCACAAGUCUCAAUAUAGCUAUGAUGGCAAUUCUCCAUAUGAAUGGCACUAUGGAUACGAGACUCCUCCAAUAUAUGAAAUGCAAGAUGAGGGCAAAACCUCCUCUGAAUAUGAAUCACUCAAUGAAUGUGAUUGCUCUCCUACGUAUGACUGGCCCACACAGCAGAAUGAGUCAGAGACCAAAGAUGCUUCAACUCCUGAAUAUGAGAUCCCUGCUACUUGGAACAAACUGCAGAAGAAUUGCACACCCCCUCUAGGGAAUACUGGUUCAGAAGAUAAACCAGACCCUUCUUUUAGAAGUAAUGGCAUUCCCCAAACACUGAAGGGAUUAUCAGCUGGGCAUUGCCCAGUAGUUGAAAGCAAGGCUUCUCUGGACCAUAGUGAAGGAGCACCCAACUCAAUUACAGCUACUCCUCUAAAUUCUCCAACAGUUUCACCUUUUGAUGAGCAAGGCAACAACUCACACACCCAGACACCAAAUGGACUAAGGAAACUAUCAUCAGAUAAUCCAGACGGGCUCCUCAGUGGCGUGAGGAAGUUUUUGGAUGGGACAAGGAAGCUCUUAUGUAGAGGGAACUAUCUUCCAAAAGAUCAAUCACCAGAAGGAGCCAAAUGGAUCAGCCAACUUCCAAACAUAAACAGCUCACCCCAGAGGGGGAUGAGGUCAUUGCAUGGUAGCGGAAGUCGUCUUCUGCACGGGAGCACUGUGUUUUUAGACAAUCUCAACAAGCCCAGAAGGGAGAGGAGCCCAGCCAUGAGCCAAAGAAUCCCACCACUUCUCUCAAGAAGAGGCUAUUAUACACGAGGGGGAAUGACACCUCAUCUUCCAGAUAUUUCAAGCAGGCUCCUGGGCUCUGUAAAUAGGUUUCCCAGCAGGGGCAACUUCUCUCCCUUGACUCCCCAUUCCAGCUCUUUCUAUAACUCCUAAACUCAGGAAACUGUUAUAAAUCUUGGAGAUGGGGAUAGAUGCUUAAUAAAAGGUGGAAGUAGAAGUCUUCCUUCCAGUCCGCAUUUGCUGUAAUUUCAUGAAAGACUAGGCUCAUAAAAGUAGUGUAAGCCAGCAACCCUGGAAGUUUUGAUCA
Messenger RNA from Crotalus tigris (Tiger rattlesnake), 2371 nucleotides. Its product is annotated as dnaJ homolog subfamily C member 21-like. Lineage: Eukaryota; Metazoa; Chordata; Lepidosauria; Squamata; Viperidae. The record is from RefSeq and is a predicted model, not a curated record. Bases 235 to 2217 code for a protein of 660 amino acids. The transcript is spliced from 9 exons. Gene Ontology annotation, molecular function: Hsp70 protein binding; protein folding chaperone. Gene Ontology annotation, cellular component: cytoplasm; nucleus.